Messenger RNA from Epinephelus moara (kelp grouper), 1156 nucleotides. RefSeq lists its product as uncharacterized. The record is from RefSeq and is a predicted model, not a curated record. The transcript has 3 exons. Lineage: Eukaryota; Metazoa; Chordata; Actinopteri; Perciformes; Serranidae. Bases 100 to 768 code for a protein of 222 amino acids.
UCCUUCUGACUGUAUUCACUGCAGCAACAGCUUGCAUCCUCAAAUAGGAGAAGACGUCAGCUUCAGAGGUUCAAUCAGACAUCUUCUUCACCAAGAGAGAUGGCAGGCCUGUGUUGGAUGGCUGUGGUGCUGGCCUUCAGCACGUCCAUUGGAAACAGUCUGGCUGUGGAUCAAAGAAGCCUCACAGUUAUUGUAGGAGAAAUCCUGGACAGGUACUUCAUGAACAACAUGCAGUUCAGUUUGGCCGUAAACAUCCCAGUGGACCAGAAGAUUAAGGAGGCCCUCGAUAAAGACCCCUCUACCAAUGUGCAAAACAAGGUUCGAAAGGGUGAAGUGUACACAGGGACCAAUGUGGUUGCAGCAACAUUUCAAAAGAAGGACACAUAUACUGAUCAUGCAGAGGCACGUGUUCUGGACAAAAUAAAACCUUUAGUUAUCAACAGUAAGGGUCAUAUUCUGGUCCUCUAUUCUUACCUUUCUCCAUGUGGUCAAAAGUGUACAAAUCAAAACCACAAUUACAAUAUCUUGGACAAGAUUAAUAGCGCCAUUAAGAAAUCCAAAUGGGCUGACCGUGCCUUUGUGUUUACUAAAGUAUUCGAUGGGCGUGGUAUAACUCAAGCUGAGAUUAAAGAGACCUUUAAUAAGCUUGCAGGGACUCAAAUUGGUCAGAACAACAUAUUCCGUUGUUACUACCCAAAGAAAGGUCAAUUCCAAUGCAUCAAGUGCUUCAACAAUGGGGUACUUUCAGACGAGUGUGUUCAAAACUAGGCCUAGAUGUGUCAAAGCCACAACAGGGACUGUGGUAGAGUUUCCAUGGAGGAGAGGAGAUCUGGGGACCACAGUGAUUCAGGUUCAAGUGGAAUUUUAAACAAGUUAUUUGCUUAAAAAUGCACUUUCCUCUAUAAAACUACAAGCUAUGUCACUGCUGCUGAGGACCCACACACACUUCAGAUGUGUUCUUUGGUCCAAACCAUUCACCAGCAGAGCUUACAUUUCCUUGCACACAUACUGUUGAGGUGUAUGGUCAUUGUUUACCUGAGUGUUGACUGAUCUGGGGUUGUUUCAUGGAACUGAUGUGAAUCAUGUUCUGUACUCAUGGCAGUUUGGUCUGAAGAGGACAGAGACUCAUAUUUUCAGGAGUCUCAGUGUGGUUUUA